CUCCCGUCCGUCUCCUCCCCUCCUCUGCCGCUUGCUUCCGUCACCAGCACGCCGUACUCUUCCACCUUUCCCCUCCCUCCCUUCCUUCCUCGCGUCCGUCGUUUCUUUUCCUCCGUCUGCCCGUCGGCGUCAUCCUCGGCACCCGAAUCCCGCAACCAAAUUUCGAACUCGCCACCGGCCAAAAAAGGAUUCCACUUCCACGGGAUCGAAAGCAACAGCCUCGAUCCAUACAUCCACCCAGCUUUUCUCAAAGCGCAAGGGGGUUAAAACCCUAGCUGGAUUGGGCGGAGGGGCCCUUCCGCCAUUUGUCCGCUGCUAGAGUAGUUGCGUGCUCCAGAGGCUUCCAGUCAGUUCGUGUUCGUGGGGCGGCGGCGGCGGAUUGCGUGGGGAGCCCGGCUCUCCGGCGAUCCUGGGAGCCGCGCAUGAGAGUUCCGCAGAUGACAAGGGUCAUCCAUGACUCGGGAGAAGGCAUGCAGAAAGGAGUUGCACUUGACAUUGUAUCGUCUGAUGUUAACUUCCCCAAGGGCCACUUUCCGGACUACAGGAUUGGGCCAAACAACCAAAUCAUUGACCCAGAGGAGACGCACGAGGUUGUGCCUUUGAAGGAGAUUGUUGCGAAAGAAACAACACAACUGCUAGAGCAGCGAAAGCGGCUGUCAGUGCGUGAUCUCAGGGAGAAGUUUGAGAAGGGUCUGUCUGGUGCCUCCAAGUUGUCUGAAGAGGCUAAGCGGCGAGAAGCAGCUUCACUGGACAGGCAGGUUCUUCUGAAGAAGCUCAGAGAUGUUCUAGACACGCUGAAAGGCCGUGUGGCUGGUCGAAACAGAGAUGAUGCUGAUGAAGCUAUCUCGCUGGUGGAAGCACUAGCAGUUCAACUUACUCAAAGAGAAGGUGAAUUAAUUUAUGAGAAGGCUGAAGUAAAAAAGUUGGCUAGCUUCCUCAAGCAGGCUACUGAAGAUGCCCGAAAGGUAGCUGAAGAGGAAAGAGCUCUUGCACUCGCUGAAAUUGAAAAAUCUAGAGCUGCAAUAGAAAAAGUUGAGAAAGCGUUGCAGGAGCAGGAUUCAGCAUCAAGUAGCAGAGAGAAGGAGGAGAUAGAGGAACUUAGGAAAGAGAUUCGAGAGGCUAGACGAAUAAAAAUGCUACACCAGCCAAGCAAGGUAAUGGACAUGCAGUUUGAGCUUCAGGGACUGCGUACACUCAUAUCCGAAAAAACACAGCUUUGCAAUCAGUUAAAGAAAGAGCUUGCCAUGAUCAAGAGGCUUGAGCAAGAUAGCUCUAAACUCUUUGAGCUUGAAGGUUCCGAUACUCUUGGAUCACAGUUCUGUAUUGUCCCUCGAGUUGAUGGUGCUCCAGACAUCUCAAGCUGUCCAGCUCAGUGGUACCGUGUAAUUUCUGGAGGCAACAGAGAGCUCAUAUCAGGUGCAACGAGACUUACUUAUGCUCCAGAGCCAUUUGAUGUUGGCCAAUUGUUGCAAGCAGAGAUAAUUUUGAAAGCAGAUAAAGUUACGGUUCAGACAGAUGGCCCUAUAAAUCAUGCUUCAGGAUUGGAACGUUAUGUGGAAUCUCUAAUGAAAAGGGCGGAUAUUGAGUUCAAUGUGGUAGUCACCCAAAUGAAUGGGAAUGACUACGCAUCAAAAUCCGUCCAUGUAUUUCAUAUUGGAAAGCUGAGAGUGAAGCUUCGGAAAGGAAGGUCUACAAAAGCAAGGGAGUCAUAUUCCACCACGAUGAAGUUGUGUGGAAGCCGAGGUGGUGGUAAUGCUGCGGCCUGUGCAGUCUUCUGGCAAACUAGGAAGGGCCUAUCCUACACUCUAGCUUUCGAGACGGACAGGGAUAGGAAUGCCGCGAUUAUGCUUGCUCGGAAAUUUGCUUCCAGUUGCAACGUUGUUCUCGCUGGACCAGGCGAUCAAGUCCACGGUGGCGGCUGAUAAAGUAACCGUGCCCGGUUUGACGGCGCUGCAUAUAUUAUUAGGUUGUGAAUUUGGGUGCUUGUGUAUUCAUAUUUGUGAGAGUAGGAGGUUGAUCAAGUCCAUGAGGUUUUCCCCUUUCGACACGUCCUGUGAAGGCAAUCUUUUUAUUUGCCUGCCUGCAGCUGUUAGCAAAUGCUCUAAAGAUGUGCAGCACACGCCGAUUGUAUCUUGUGUAUUUACAUAUUUGCAACAUUUGAGAGAGAAAAAGGAAGGAGGCUUUUUAGUGUAGUGCCCAGGGGAUUUCCUUGAGUUAUCAAGAAAUGUACAGAUGAGAGAACCUUUUCAUCUACUAUGUAAUUCUUGUCCUUGCCGCGAGUAUAAUUAAUGACUGAUGAUUUUUUGUUGGUA
Triticum aestivum (bread wheat) is the source of this 2312-nucleotide messenger RNA. Its product is annotated as stomatal closure-related actin-binding protein 1. The coding region runs from base 423 to 1922 and encodes 499 amino acids. The record is from RefSeq and is a predicted model, not a curated record. Gene Ontology annotation, biological process: regulation of stomatal movement; actin filament organization. Gene Ontology annotation, molecular function: actin binding. Lineage: Eukaryota; Viridiplantae; Streptophyta; Magnoliopsida; Poales; Poaceae. The transcript is spliced from 13 exons.